Messenger RNA from Myzus persicae (green peach aphid), 647 nucleotides. RefSeq names its product GTPase Era, mitochondrial-like. Gene Ontology annotation, biological process: ribosomal small subunit assembly. The transcript is spliced from 2 exons. NCBI's taxonomy places the organism in Eukaryota, Metazoa, Arthropoda, Insecta, Hemiptera, Aphididae. Gene Ontology annotation, cellular component: mitochondrial matrix. The annotation marks the transcript as partial. Gene Ontology annotation, molecular function: GTP binding; ribosomal small subunit binding; rRNA binding. The record is from RefSeq and is a predicted model, not a curated record.
GAUUAUUUGUUACAAAAAAGCAAACCAUCUCCUUGGUUGUUUCCCAAAGAUGUAUUGACUGAUAAAGAAGACCACAAAUUAGUGCUGCACAUGAUAGAGUCUAUGUUGUAUGAUUUUUUACCCAAUGAAGUUCCGUACAACUUAAAAGUAGAAAUGGAAUAUUAUGAAGUUUCUCAAGAGGGCAAUAUACACAUUGUUGUAUUAAUUCACUGCAAUACACCGAGAAUAGAGAAGCUGGUGAUGGGAAAAAGAGGCAGUCGUAUCAGGAACAUCGCUAAGAAAUCCGAACAACACCUAAGAAAUCUGUUUUUAACUGAUGUUUUCCUCAAAAUGGUUGUCACAGAUAAACAAAAAAAUCCUGUACAACACACGGAAGACACCUUAAGUUUGUAAUCUGACAUAUGCAAUCACGGCCAUUUCAUUUGUUAAAGCCUUUUUUUUUAUUCUUGUUACAAUGUUGUUAAUUUUUUUUUCAAUACACAAUUGAUGAAAAAAUAUCUCAACCGAAUGAAAUUAAAAUUGGCUGUAGAUUGAUGUCACAGAUAUUACGACUCUUAUAAUUUACAAAAUAGUAAGAUAAAUCUGGAACUGUGAUGUAAAUUAAUAUAAAAAUUGUUAAAGAAUAUAGAUUGGCGUCAAUUUUUGGU